Mytilus trossulus (common blue mussel) is the source of this 1032-nucleotide messenger RNA. RefSeq lists its product as uncharacterized. The transcript has a single exon. The record is from RefSeq and is a predicted model, not a curated record. The coding region runs from base 58 to 1032 and encodes 324 amino acids. NCBI's taxonomy places the organism in Eukaryota, Metazoa, Mollusca, Bivalvia, Mytilida, Mytilidae.
CUCCGUCAUCACAGCAAGCCUACACCACCUGAACAAGAGUCAAGUAAAAAAUUCGCAAUGUCUUCUCCAGGUUCCUCACCCGUUCAUAUUGACCAUAACGCUAUUCAUCAUGCUUCUGUCCCUGCAGGCCUAAGCUCUCUGCAAUACCAGCCAACGACUGAAACUACAUCUGAAACUUUACCGCAGCCAAUUACAUGCACUUUAGCCCAGUCAGAUAUCAUUCAAAUAGCCUUGCAAUUAAAAGAAAUGAUACAUUGUGAGAUCGACUACACUAUCAAAGCCACAAUAGACCAGUACAAAUUUGAAAUCGAGAGGCUUAACAAAGAAAACCAAUCGCUGCGUGAUGACAUGGAUGCGUUAGAACAAUAUAGUCGACGGGACCUAAUCCGUAUCAACGGCAUUCCAGACGGUGGAAUAGAUGAAUCUUCCCAUCAAACAAACGAGUUAGUGAAAGAACUUAUCCAAACCAUCGAUGAAAAUCUAACACCCGAAGACAUCAUUCGAUCUCAUAGAAUUGGUAAACCACGCACAAGGGAAGGCAAUGAAGACGGUCGAGUUAGCAACAAGUUUCAGCCUCCUAGACAAAUAAUUGUCAAGAUUAAGGAUCAUAAUGUUAAAAAGAGGAUCCUUAGAUGCAGAAAAUUUCUAAAAGGUAAAACACAAUACAAGUAUGUCAGAAUUAAUGAGGACCUGACUAAGCCGAGGAACGCCAUUGCAUACAAAGCCAGACAGCUCAGUAUUGAGCGUCAUCUAAGAGACACGUGGACAGUUGAUGGGAAAAUUUAUGUAAAGGACAAUCAAAUGCAAGUCCAUGUUGUCAACACAAUGCCAGCGUUCCUACGUUUUGUAUCGAUAUACUGCUGUCCUGGUUCCAUGGACUUCCUUGAUAGGCUAGACUACAACAACAAACUAAACAGACGCGAGUACACACCACCACAACUCAUAACAUAUGCGGAAGCACAAGCGAAGGAAUUAGCAGAGAGAGCAUCUUCAAAUACAUCAGCUGAAAACACGAGUGUCAAAAUGUCAUGA